Paramecium sonneborni is the source of this 3719-nucleotide messenger RNA. Lineage: Eukaryota; Ciliophora; Oligohymenophorea; Peniculida; Parameciidae. The record is from the annotation of a GenBank genome assembly.
AUUCUGUCAAAGAAAUGUCAAUAUAAAUGUAGCAUCUGCUUAAACAACAUCAAACACAGCAAUUUUUGACCCAAUAAUUUUCUUCGAAAUAAGAUAAGUUAAAAUUCUCAAACCAAAUGCCAGAACAAUAAAAUGCCAAUAAUAAGUUAAGCUGUGAAGCACAUAAAGAAGAAUCACCUUCACAUAGGUAUAACAAAAAUAUACUUAAACCAUGUUAAAAACCAUAAUAGCAAAAUAAUACAUAAAAAAGUAAUAUCACAUAGAUGUAAAAUUAAAGCAAUAUUAUUACUGAUAUGUUCUCUGAAAAAUUUAACAGACAAAGAAGUUAAUCUCCAAAUUCAUUAAUCCAUCAAUCAUAAAUAAACGAUGAAUAACAUUAACGAAGACCAGCAUCCUUUGCAAAUGAUGCAUCUCAUAAAUAAAAAUUUAUACAAAAAUCUCCCCUUUCGCAAGAAUUGUAAGAGAGCUUAGUAACAUCUAAUUAGGAUCAUCAAAGUAAAACAUAUCAAAAAUAGUAUUAUAGAAGUUCCAUAUUCUAAAAAUGGUCUAGAAUAAAAAUUAAAAUCUAAUUACCAAUAAUUGGGAUCAUUUUGUUAAAUAAAGUAAUAUCAAUAGGGAUGUCCUUUAAAAUCAUAAAGUCAUUCUUCAACAAAUUCAAUAUCUUAUAAUAGUAAAUAAAAUUUUACUAAGAAACCAGAACAGACUACAAAUUAUACUCCUACAAAGUUAACUACGAAUACUCUAAAUACAGAAUAUAGCAAAUCUAAAUCUAUUAACAAGGAUCAAUGUAAUAAAGCUAUAAUUUAGGAUUAAGAUAGAAAAAAUGAUUUGAAAAUUUUGAAUGUUGGUACACCCAGCACUUAUCUUCAUUCUAAAGUUUCAAUUGAGUAGCAGAGUGUAAUAAGAUUGAAUAGACAUUUAGGUUGAUGAAAGCUUAGGAAAUAAAUUCUAAUAAGGAAAAUUACUAUGUUAAUAUUCACCCUUAAUUGGAAGUGAUGAUAAUUUAGAGAAUGUAUUACCGACUAAGACAUGCACAAAUCAUAGAAAUAAAAAAGCUAAGUAUAAAAUAGAAGAAUUUUCUAAAUUUACCUAUUUUUGUUCUCAAUGUGCAAUUGAAGCUGCAAGUUAAGGAAAAGUUGUUUUAGAAAUAAAUUAAUUGAAAAUUAAAUCUUCUGGAUCUCAGAUACCAACCUUUUAAUCUAAAUUAAUUGAAAUAAAUGGGAAUGUUAAUUUAUCUGAAAUGUAAUUCAAAGAAAGAAUUUUAAGUGGAUUUCUUAAGAAAUUAGAAACUUCUUAAACUCUGAGAUAAGAAGUUUUAGGAUAAAUGAAAUUCUAAAUAGAAACAAUUAAAAACUGGUAUGAAGUUUAGAUGAGAAAAUGUGAAGAAUCUAAAGAAUAACUCUAAAAUUUAUUGAAUGAAGUUAGCAAUUAUUGUAUAACUUCACUAUAAAUGUAAUAGUAGGAAUCUUUGAAAUAAAUAUAAAUCUUAUAAUUUGUUUUAGAAUAACAUAAAGUAGAGGCAAGUAAUAUCUAAUAGGAUAUAGAAAAUAAUUGGAAUGCUGUAUUAAAAACUAUAAAAAUGGAGCCAUUUUAAAAAAUAAUGGAUAAUCAUUAAAUUGAAUUAAUGAAGAUGAAUGAAUUUACAUAAUCUAUGCUUUAAAUAACAAUAGGACUUAAAUAGUUAGUAAAUCCAGAUAUUAAGCCUAUUAUGGCUUUAAUUGCAGCAACGUAAAUUAAUUAGUUUAUAUUUUAGCUAUUAAUUAUAAGAUGAGAAACGAUAAUUAAUUCAAAAUAAUAUUCAAAAAAAUGUUUAAUAAAUUUCUUCUGUAAAAAAGAAUGAUAAUUUUGAUAUGCCUUAGUAAUAGUUGAUAAUUUAAUAGAGAAUAAGAACAAAUUUCAGUGGUGGAAUUGAAACUUAACCAGAUUUAUCAGAGAGACAAUAAAAUUCAAAUUCAAGAGAUAAUGUUGAUAAUAUGAAUUAAGUAAGUGAGUAAAAAUAAUAAAAAUAAAAAAAUAACUAUCUUUAUGUUUCUUUUGAGGAUAAAGAUUUGUUUAUGAAUAUAAUAGAUUAAGAAUCUAAAGUUAAAUAAAAUCUACUUGGAGAGACAAAAUAAUUAUAAUUAAUAGAAUCUUAAGAUUUCAAGGAAAAUUAAAUGAGUUUGUAAAAUUCACCAAAAUCAACUCCUCAUAGUCCUGCUAGUGGAUAAAUGAAAUAAUCAAUUGAAAGAACUGUAAAUAAAACAGAGGAAGGAUAAUAGAUUUGUUCUGAUAUAAUUAAACAACCAAAAACUACAUUUAGAAAGUUAUUUGAUAAUACAAAUGAUAUAUAGACAAUAGAGGUUAUUAAUAAUGAGUCUUAACUUUGUUAAGAAUAACAUGUUAAGGUUUAAUAAUAAAAUGUCAAGGUUUAAUAAUAAAAUAAAAUCUCUAAUAAUUAAUCAAAAUCAUAACAGUAAAAUAAUAUAAAAAUAUAAAUAUAGGUUUUUUUAAGACUCAAUAGAAUCUAAUUAAAAGAUUAUAUUAGAAACUCCUGAUUUAAAGAAAAAUGAGCUUGAGAAUUUAAAGUAUCUAAAAUAUUUGUAAGAUACAGAAACUUGCAAAAAGGCUUUAGAAAAACGAUCUGAAAUAAUAGAUUCAGUAAAAUAAGUUAAUUAAUGGGAUGAUGAAUAAAAAGUACAUAAAAAUGGAAAAAUGGAUGAAAUGAAUGCUUAAAAGAUUUUAAAUUUUAGAGAACAUUUAAGUAAUUUAAAUAAGAUGACUUACAUAUUGGAGAGUGGUAAAAAGAAUAUAAAUACAGAAUUGAGUUAAAAAGAGAAUGAAAAGAGUUAGUUCAGUUCACCUUAAUUUAAAGAUUAGGAUAUAAUAAAAGAGUCAGAAAAGUGUUGUAUAUCCAAUUGAAUUUUUUAAUUAAAGUAUAAUCAAAUAAAUAUCUGAUCUAAAAAUAAAUAUGAACUAUUCUCACUGGAUAAAAAAAGCAAUAAGAAACAAAUAUAAAUUAAAAAAGGAGUCGCCAGAGAGUUCUACAAUCACUAAGAAGCAAAUCUCGAAACAAUCUAUGAUAAGUUUAAGAGAAUUAUAUAAGGCUUAAAAAUGGGAGCAACUUAUCAAGAUAGCUAAAUAAACUAAAGGUUUAUUUGAGGAAUACGAUUGUAUUAAGGUUCAGAAAAAAGUUAUUAAGUUGGGAGAGAGUGUAUUGAUUAAUAGUGGAGAUGCUCAUGAUGAAGAUUAUAUAGGAACCAUAAAAUAAAUUAUAUCAAUAAAAGAACCAACAACACUUAAAUUGAUAUGUUUAUGUCGUGUAUAAUGGUAUAUGAGAAAAAGUGAAGUGAUAAAAUCUAAUCCAAAAAGCAAUGAAUGGGUUUCGGAUCAAGAGUUAUUUCAAACAAAACACGAAGAUUACAUUUUAGCUUAGACUGUGAUACACUCAUGUCAGAUUAUUACAUGUAAAGAAUAUAUUGAUCUUGAUGAAAUUGAAUCCACUAUUUAUUUUAACAGAUUAAGUUGGGAUAUGGAAAAAAAAUAAUUUUAAGGUUUAGAAAAACUUUAAAAAUUCUGUUCUUGUCAAUAACCGGUGAAUCCCGACAGAAAAUAUGUAUAAGUAUAAUAUAUACAUAUAAAAUAGUGUGAUUCUUGUCAUUAAUGGUAUCAUCUCGAAUGUGUAGGUUAUCAAGAGAGAGAAUUAGAUGAUUCUGAUUUCUUUUGUAAAAUUUGUUUAUGAG